Pecten maximus is the source of this 1029-nucleotide messenger RNA. RefSeq names its product adenosine receptor A3-like. The coding region runs from base 1 to 1029 and encodes 342 amino acids. NCBI's taxonomy places the organism in Eukaryota, Metazoa, Mollusca, Bivalvia, Pectinida, Pectinidae. The record is from RefSeq and is a predicted model, not a curated record. Gene Ontology annotation, cellular component: membrane. The transcript has a single exon. Gene Ontology annotation, molecular function: G protein-coupled peptide receptor activity. Gene Ontology annotation, biological process: neuropeptide signaling pathway.
AUGGUAAAUUACUCCAACAUCUCGUCCAAUAGUUCCCUGGAGGAAGACGUGCCUUUAGCGUCAUUUAGCUUUCUAUUCAUUCCUGUUUUCCUUGUGGCUAUCGGCGGUAUUCCAGGAACUUUAUUUAGUAUUCGCUUUUUUAGCAAAAAAGUUGGAACGUCCACUACGGCAACACAUUUGAUAUUGAAUGCUUUAGCUGUAUUUGACUUUCUUACGUUACUUGGUGCCAUUCCAUUAGCUAUAGCGAGUGUUCAACUUUUCGUUAGAUGGAAUCAGGAAGAUUACUUCGCCAUACUUAAUGCCAUAACAAGACUUCCAAGACAUUAUUCCAAUUUGAUGCUGCUCUUCAUCAGUAUCGAGAGAAUCGUUAGUGUUGCAUGGCCACACAAGAUGAAAGAUAUUUUCACCAAAAGAGUUGGAAUGAUAUACAUCAUCGUUAUCGCCAUCAUCGCUCCACCGACUCUCGUCCCAUUUGCCAUGGAACCCAAGUUCGUGCUUUUAAACAAGAGGACUGAAGAUGAUGUUCAAUAUCUAAUGCAGUUACCACAAACAUUUGUUGACCAGAAAGUAUAUGAUGUACUUUAUGAAAGUGCCGUGUUUGUUUAUUUCGCUCUGCCUAUUGGUGGUGUACUUGUUUGUAAUUUGACACUAGUUAUUUUGUUGUUACGGAGGUUUCGUUCUAGACACAAUUCUACUGGAACACUGACUCCAGCACAGUCUAGAGAAUUGAGGACAACAAAGCUUGUCAUGGCUGUUACGGCGAUAUUCCUGCUUUGUGUAUUCCCACUCGUUGUCAUUUUACCAAUCACGUCAAUCAAAGGAAACUUGAUGCCUGUGAAAAAUAUGAUGCUGAUAAUUUCUUGUUCUCAACUGCUGGAGAACAUAAGCUACUCUAUGAAUGCUGUGGUAUAUUAUAUUGGAAACAAACGUUUCCGAGAAGAAGUAAGCGAGAUGUGCAGACACUUCAGAAAACCUAAAAUGACCACGGUGGAACCGGUCACAGGUCGUGUACCUGCUACGAAUCCAUGA